Messenger RNA from Oncorhynchus kisutch (coho salmon), 5101 nucleotides. Its product is annotated as nucleolar protein dao-5. Gene Ontology annotation, cellular component: nucleolus. The transcript is spliced from 26 exons. Gene Ontology annotation, molecular function: scaffold protein binding; RNA binding. Gene Ontology annotation, biological process: nucleolar large rRNA transcription by RNA polymerase I. NCBI's taxonomy places the organism in Eukaryota, Metazoa, Chordata, Actinopteri, Salmoniformes, Salmonidae. The record is from RefSeq and is a predicted model, not a curated record. The coding region runs from base 293 to 4261 and encodes 1322 amino acids.
GGCUUAUAAUAUGUUACGUCUCUAUAUGUAUGGAAUUGUUAGAUCAUUGUGAGAUGAUAACACCACAUUUUAAGUAGCAACAAGGUAGUGUCAAGUCAGUGAGAAAUGCUGGACCAAUUAAAAGACUCAGGUGCACUUCACUACAUGUCCCAUCAUGCACAUCGAAGGGGGCGUAGUCGCUGUAAGUACAUGGCAAAUUCCUGCAGACAGUGAGGAUGAAGAGCUCUUAAUCAGUAGAUUAAAGCCAUUUAAUUGAUUAUUUUGAUUGUGCUAUUCGUUCUACCUUAAAACGAUGACUUCAAAGGACCCGAGUGCGUCAAAUAGUGCCUUGCUUUAUUUGAUUUAUCAGCAUUUAAAGGAGAAUGGUUACCAGAAGGCUGCAAACGUGCUGAAAAAACAUGUAACUCAGAUGGAAGCACCAGAAGAGAUCACCUCUUUACAUGACAUCUACACAAGUUGGACCAAGGUCUCGGACAUUGGACAAAAUCCAAAACAAGAGCCUGAAGUGGAUUCCACCACCCUGAAGAAGAUUAAGGCCGAUCCAUCAACCAAAGAAGAAGAAGAUGUGGACUCAAAACCAAUUGAUUCUCUACCUCCUGCCCCCCACACACCCCAGGGUGCAACCCCAGAGAAUGAGGAGCCGGUCCCACAGGAUGAGUUGUCAUCUACUCCAGUCAGUAACGGGACAGUGGAAACAUCAGCCCCUGUACCAGCGGUCACCCCUUUAAAACCAGCAGUGAGCUCAGACAGCGACUCUGAGAGCAAGGAGGAGAUUCCCCUCACACAGGGAGAUACUGUCACCCCAAAGGCCUCUUCAGCUGUCCCUACCACCACGCCCUCAAAACAUGUAGACGGGAACAGCGAAUCAGACAGUGAGAAUGAGAUUCAUCCAUCACAGACUGUUGUCAUUCCCAGUAAGGCCUCAGCUCCCAGUAAGGCCUCAGCUCCCAGUAAGACUCCAGCCAUCCCCACAGCUCCCAGUAAAGCAGAGAGUUCAGACAGUGAAGAGGAGGUUACUGUCAAAAAACUAGCAUCUACGGCUGCUCUUAUGAAACCAGCCAAGGCGAUCCCAGCAGCCCCAGUAAAGCCCAGUGUAGUCACCCCCAGUCAGGCUACAGUUGCUCCCAAGACUCCUGCUGCAGGGAAGAAAACACAGAGCUCUGACAGCGACAGCUCUGACUCAGACAGUGAGGAGGAGGCUCCUAAAAAGAAACCUGUGGCGACACCCAAAGCCAAGCCUGUGGCUGCAACUCUGGUCAAGGCAGAAGCAGUGAAAUCCACCCCUAUUAAAAAAAACAGCUCAGACAGUGACAGUGAUGACACUGAGGAGGAGGCUCCUGUAAAAAAUCCUGCACUGACACCCAAAGCUGCUCCUGUGAAACCAGCAAAGGCGAGCCCAGCAGCCCCAGUGAAGCCCAGUAUAGUCACCCCCAGUCAGGCUACAGCUGCUCCCAAGACUCCUGCUGCAGGGAAGAAAGCACGGAGCUCUGACAGCGACAGCUCUGACUCAGACAGUGAAGAUGAGUUAACUGUAAAGAAAUCAACACAGACCCUGAAAGCUGCUCCUGUGAAACCAGCCAAGGCGAUCCCAGCAGCCCCAGUGAAGCCCAGUAUAGUCACCCCCAGUCAGGCUAAAGCUGCUGCCAAUACUCCUGCUGCAGAGAAGAAAGCACAGAGCUCUGACAGCGACAGCUCUGACUCAGACAGUGAAGAUGAGUUAACUGUAAAGAAAUCAACACAGACCCUGAAAGCUGCUCCUGUGAAACCAGCCAAGGCGAUCCCAGCAGCCCCAGUGAAGCCCAGUAUAGUCACCCCCAGUCAGGCUACAGCUGCUCCCAAGACUCCUGCUGCAGGGAAGAAAGCACGGAGCUCUGACAGCGACAGCUCUGACUCAGACAGUGAAGAUGAGUUAACUGUAAAGAAAUCAACACAGACCCUGAAAGCUGCUCCUGUGAAACCAGCCAAGGCGAUCCCAGCAGCCCCAGUGAAGCCCAGUAUAGUCACCCCCAGUCAGGCUACAGCUGCUCCCAAGACUCCUGCUGCAGGGAAGAAAGCACGGAGCUCUGACAGCGACAGCUCUGACUCAGACAGUGAAGAUGAGUUAACUAUAAAGAAAUCAACACAGACCCUGAAAGCUGCUCCUGUGAAACCAGCCAAGGCGAUCCCAGCAGCCCCAGUGAAGCCCAGUGAAGUCACCCCCAGUCAGGCUACAGUUGCUCCCAAGACUCCUGCUGCAGAGAAGAAAGCACAGAGCUCUGACAGCGACAGCUCUGACUCAGACAGUGAGGAGGAGGCUCCUAAGACUCCUGCUACAGUCAUAGAGGCAGCUCCCAGUAAGGCCUCAGCUCCCAGUAAGGCCUCAGCUCCCAGUAAGGCCUCAGCUCCCAGUAAGACUCCAGCCACCCCUACAGCUCCCAGUAAAGCAGAGACCUCAGACAGUGACACCUCAGACAGUGAAGAGGAGGUUACUGUCAAAAAACCUGCACAGACACCCAAAGCUGCUCCUGUGAAACCAGCCAAGGCGAUCCCAGCAGCCCCAGUAAAGCCCAGUGUAGUCACCCCCAGUCAGGCUACAGUUGCUCCCAAGACUCCUGCUGCAGGGAAGAAAACACAGAGCUCUGACAGCGACAGCUCCGACUCAGACAGUGAAGAGGAGGCUCCUGUAAAGAAAACCACCCCAGUCUCAACCCCAAGCAAGGCCAAAGCCUCUCCUAAGACCCCAGCAGCAGCUGCUAAGAUGGAGACUGACAGCUCAGAUUCCUCUGACAGUGAGGAUGAGGCUCCAGCCAGGCAGGCCCCUGCCAAGCCCACUUCCAGCCCGGCUAAAACCACACCCAAGGCCCCUGCUGCAGCUAAGAAGGCCGACAGCUCGGACAGUGAUGAGUCUGACACUGAGGAGGGCAAGCCAGCUAAAAAGGUCACUGCUACCUCCGUAGCCAAACCUUCAACUCCAGUACAGGAGGAGGACAAAGAUUCCUCAGACAGUGAGGAUGAAGAAACACCAUCGAAGGUUGAAGCUGUUCCAGUCAUACCUACAACUGAAACAGCAGCUGAGGAAAACAGCAGUGAUGAUCCAACCGAUAUUGAAGGAUCUCCUCCUGAAGUCCCUGAGGUAGACACACCCCCUGCCUCUGGGCCAGAGAGUGCAAAGGAGGAGGAGGACCCAGAGAGUCCCCAGAAGGUCCUAAAGACGGACACUUCGUCAGAGAAGCCCAAGACAGAGGAUCAGAUAGUGACCUCUACAACAUCAGAGGACAAGAGUGACACCCCUGAACUCCCAUCAGAAGCCCCUGCUACGGCUGCUGAGAUCAGAACUGCUUUCGAAGAGGAGUCAAAGGAGUGUGUUGACCCAGUUAUCACCAAUUCAGCAUCUGAAGACUUGGAGCCUGAAAAAGUGACCAUUGAGACAAUUGUUGAGACAAUCCCCACAGAGACAGAGGAGCCAAACACUGAUACCCCAACACCUGGAUCAAAGAGGAAGAGGAGUAAGGAGACAACGGACGCAACUCCCAAGAAGAAGAAGAUGAAGAAGAAGAAGAAGGGGGAGGUUGAAGAGAAUGGGCAGCCUGCAGUAGAGGAGGAUGGUGAUGAGUCCAGUCUGGACACAAAGGGGUUGGAGCUGACUCCAUCAGACGAUUCCAAGGUGGAUACCACCCCGGCUUCAGAGUCUGGCUCCACCACUCUUGUUCUGUCAGCAAAGUCACUCAAGAAAAGGAAAAGAAAGAGGGUGAAGAAAAGAAGAGGUGCGAAGGCCGAGAGGGAGUCACCGGAAGAGGACGAAAAAACAGACUUCGUCCCAAAAAAAAUAAAAAUAAAAAAGAGCAAGAAAAACACAGCAUCCAACCUGACACCACCAACCAACAACCAGACCAAGGAAACUCCAAAGACCACAGCUGCUAAGAGGCCUCUUCCUCCCACCCCUGAGCCGGAGGAGCUAGAGACUCCCAAAAAGAAGAAGAAGAAGAAGAAGAAAGUUGCAGAGAAAAGGAGCGCUGUGAAGGAAAAUACAACUCCAGGCAUUGAAACAAAGAAGAAAAAGAAGAAGGCUGCUAAAGCUGAAAACACUGUGAAAGACUCUGCAAUCUCAACUCCUGAACCGAGCCUUACACCAGAGACCCCCAAAAACAAAAAGAAGAAAAACAAGCUGACAGAGAAAAAGGAGAAAAUUAAAACUGCAUGGAAAACACCAGUAAAAGCCUCAACAGGACUUUUGCCUAACACAGAAGUGACUAAGAACAAUAAGUCCUCCAAAAAGAAAUAAUCCAAUGGUGAAAUUUGAGGAGAUGGUGGAUAUCUUCUCCAGGGAAUGAAGUGGAGCUGCCAACGUCAAUCAGAAGACCACCUGGUGCCUGAGGUUUCAACCAAAAGAAGGGGAAACUGGAGUUCUGGCCUGUACAUGUACUUUAGGUUCUACACAUGUAUUUUAGGGGAACAUCUGUAUUGUGUUACUAACAACACAAUCUAUGUUUUAACCAUAUAUUCUAUAAGCUUGCUAAACCAGGCAUGUAUUGACAUGAAAAAGGCAAAAUAAUCAUACCAUUCUAUUUGAAAUGUUGAAUAAACGGGACACAGAAACUAACACAUUUGCACAGCCUGAUGGAACGUAAACCCAUCGUCAGUGUAUUUGCCAAGUCCUAACCCAUGAUAAAACAAUCAUUAGGUAUUAAUAUGUCCUUGGUCUAGCAUUGCUGUCUUGAUAAUGUUGUAGGGUGUAGUACUCUUGCAUGUUGUGGGUUUUCCUUUUUGUUCUUUAAGCUGUGAACACUUCCACAUAAUUGUGUAUAAGGUAAGGGAUUGUUAGGACUCAAAAUGGGGAACACUUGUAGCAAAUGUCACUCCAAAUACUGUACUAUGCACCUCACGAAUCCUAUUGCUGAGCCCAUAGCCUUGUGUUUUAGCACUUAUGUUAGACCCAUACACCUAUGCAGAGGAAGGUUCUGGGGGACCAGAGGAGGAUAGCUGAUCUGACUGACUCAGAGAAUUUGCUGAACUCCCAUGUUUACAAAUCAGUAUUUGUGUCACAUUCUUGUGAAAACAAACUUUUCUUCCAUUUGUCAUUUUCUGAUUGUUCAUUAUCAAUAAAAAUGGUUUAAUCUCUUAA